GGCCGGGCGGGAGGCAUGGCGGGGCCCCCGGCCCUACCCCCGCCAGAGACGGCGGCGGCCGCCACCACGGCGGCCGCCGCCUCGUCGUCCGCCGCGUCCCCGCACUACCAAGAGUGGAUCCUGGACACCAUCGACUCGCUGCGCUCGCGCAAGGCGCGGCCGGACCUGGAGCGCAUCUGCCGGAUGGUGCGGCGGCGGCACGGCCCGGAGCCCGAGCGCACGCGCGCCGAGCUCGAGAAACUGAUCCAGCAGCGCGCCGUGCUCCGGGUCAGCUACAAGGGGAGCAUCUCGUACCGCAACGCGGCGCGCGUCCAGCCGCCCCGGCGCGGAGCCACCCCGCCGGCCCCGCCGCGCGCCCCCCGCGGGGGCCCCGCCGCCGCUGCGCCGCCGCCGCCCACGCCCGCCCCACCACCGCCGCCGCCCGCGCCCGUCGCCGCCGCCGCCCCGGCCCGGGCGCCCCGCGCGGCCGCGGCCGCCACAGCGCCCCCCUCGCCUGGCCCCGUGCAGCCGGGCCCCCGCGCGCAGAGGGCCGCGCCCCUGGCCGCGCCGCCGCCCGCGCCCGCCGCGCCCCCGGCGGUGGCGCCCCCGGCCGGCCCGCGCCGCGCCCCCCCGCCCGCCGUCCCCGCCCGGGAGCCGCCGCUGCCGCCGCCGCCACAGCCGCCGGCGCCGCCACAGCAGCAGCAGCCGCCGCCGCAGCCACAGCCGCCGCCGGAGGGGGGCGCGACGCGGGCCAGCGGCCCGGCGCGGCCCGUGAGCCUGCGGGAAGUCGUGCGCUACCUCGGAGGUAGCGGCGGCGCCGGCGGCCGUCUGACCCGCGGCCGUGUGCAGGGGCUGCUGGAGGAGGAGGCGGCAGCGCGGGGCCGCCUGGAGCGCACCCGCCUCGGAGCGCUAGCGCUGCCUCGCGGGGACAGGCCCGGACGGGCGCCGCCGGCCGCCAGCGCCCGCGCGUCGCGGAGCAAGAGAGGUGGAGAAGAACGGGCGCUUGAGAAAGAAGAGGAAGAAGAUGAUGAGGAAGAAGAUGAUGAUGAAGACGAUGUGUCAGAGGGUUCUGAGGUGCCUGAGGGUGACCGUCCUGCAGGUGCCCAGCACCACCAGCUUAAUGGCGAACGGGGCCCUCAGAGUGCCAAGGAGAGGGUCAAGGAGUGGACGCUCUGUGGACCCCACCAGGGCCAAGAUGAAGGGCGCGGGCCAGCCCUGGGCAGUGGCACCCGCCAGGCCUUCUGUAUGGCCGCAAUGAAUAAGGAAGGGGGAUCAGCCUCUGCUGCCACCGGGCCAGAUUCCCCAUCCCCUGUGCCUUUGCCACCAGGAAAACCAGCUCUACCUGGGGCUGAUGGGACCCCCUUUGGCUGUCCUUCUGGGCGCAAGGAGAAACCUGCUGACCCCGUGGAGUGGACCGUAAUGGACGUGGUGGAGUAUUUCACUGAAGCUGGCUUCCCUGAACAAGCCACGGCUUUCCAAGAGCAGGAAAUCGACGGCAAGUCUUUGUUGCUCAUGCAGCGCACGGACGUGCUGACCGGCCUGUCCAUCCGCCUCGGCCCAGCCCUGAAAAUCUACGAGCACCACAUCAAGGUGCUGCAACAAGGCCACUUUGAAGAUGACGACCCCGAUGGCUUUCUAGGCUGAGUGCCCAGCCUCACCCUUUCCCCCACCCAUUCCAGCCCCUGUCUCACCCCAAGACCCCCGAGUCCAGGAGCUUCUGGACGGGGACACCCUUAGCUCUCAUGACAGAUUCUACUGAGGGGGCACCUUCCCUAGUCAUCUCCU
This is a messenger RNA of Loxodonta africana (African savanna elephant), 1764 nucleotides long. RefSeq names its product sterile alpha motif domain containing 1 (gene SAMD1). The transcript is spliced from 5 exons. Lineage: Eukaryota; Metazoa; Chordata; Mammalia; Proboscidea; Elephantidae. Gene Ontology annotation, molecular function: protein binding; DNA binding. The coding region runs from base 16 to 1623 and encodes 535 amino acids. The record is from RefSeq and is a predicted model, not a curated record.